AUGCGUGCUACACGCCGCCGCCUUUGCUUCGGUGUCCUAAAUUUGGCUGUGUUCAACUAUGACUUUGACAGCCUGACCCACGACGACCCCGUCAUCCAGGCGGUGUACACCGCCCUGCGUGAGGCCGAGUACCGCUCCACCGCCCCCAUCGCGUACUGGAACCUGCCCCCCGCGCGGUGGCUGGUGCCGCGGCAGAGGCGCGUGCAGGAGGCGCUCAAGAUCGUGAACGCCACCCUGGACUCCCUCAUAGCCAAGGCCAAGGCCCUGGUGGAUGAGGAAGACAAGGACUGGGAGGAGGAGUUCAUGAGCGAGCGGGACCCCUCCAUCCUGCACUUCCUGGUGGCCAGUGGCGAUGACAUCACCUCCAAGCAGCUGCGCGACGACCUCAUGACCCUGCUCAUCGCGGGCCACGAGACGACCGCGGCCGUGCUGACCUGGACGCUGCACCUCCUGGCUGACCGCCCCGACGUGGUCGACCGCAUCCGCCAGGAGGUGGGGGGCCACGCACAAAAAGAUUGA
This is a messenger RNA of Monoraphidium neglectum, 519 nucleotides long. RefSeq lists its product as hypothetical. Gene Ontology annotation, cellular component: chloroplast. The record is from RefSeq and is a predicted model, not a curated record. NCBI's taxonomy places the organism in Eukaryota, Viridiplantae, Chlorophyta, Chlorophyceae, Sphaeropleales, Selenastraceae. The transcript has 6 exons. Bases 1 to 519 code for a protein of 172 amino acids. Gene Ontology annotation, biological process: xanthophyll biosynthetic process. Gene Ontology annotation, molecular function: heme binding; beta-carotene 3-hydroxylase activity; oxidoreductase activity, acting on paired donors, with incorporation or reduction of molecular oxygen.